This is a messenger RNA of Racocetra persica, 958 nucleotides long. The record is from the annotation of a GenBank genome assembly. Lineage: Eukaryota; Fungi; Glomeromycota; Glomeromycetes; Diversisporales; Gigasporaceae.
UCCAUCAACUUCUACCCUAACCAUCACCUUCAAUUACGCUAUUGCUUUUUCAACUGGCAACAUCACAAUCUACAAAGCCUCGGAUAAUAGCAUUAGACAAAGAGUUUCUGCAACUAUGAAUAAUUUCUGCAAAAUUACUAAAGAUGGUUUUAAUGUUAGUAUAAAAGUCAUUGCUAGCACAUUCAACGAGUAUGGCGAACAAUAUUUUGUGACGAUGGAUAAUAAUUUUGUCAAAGAAAAUAGCCGACCUUUAAAAGGAAUUAAUGAUGGUAUUUGGAUUCUUAAGUCAGAUGAAAGCAUUAAAGUAGUUAUAGGCUCAGUACGUCUUACUAUAGAUGCUUCCAAAAACUUCUCAGUCCUCUCAAAAGAUAAUCAAUCAGCAUACUUUGAUACUUUAUUGAAUGAACUUGCUGAUAAAGUGCCAAUACAUCGUUCUCACUUAAGCUCAAAUAAUAGAUUCUAUAAUAGAUUCUAUAAUUUGCUUUAUGAUCAAAUCGUUAUUUUAAUUCGUAUAAAUAGAGCUAAUAAUGAAACUGAAAGGACUGCUUCUGAGGCAUCUUCAGAUUUAAACAAUAUGAUUAUUUACAAAAAUAUCACUGCCUUCUCUUUCGGUGUGACAAAUGAUUUAGACCAAGAUUACGGCUUUACAUCAUUUAGUAAUGCAUGGAAUGAAUACACAGUACAAAUAAUUGUCGAAAUUUUGAUUUUUUUAAUACUCUAUUUAGUAUCUCGUAUAUUAAGUUAUAAGUUAAAAUUGAAAGAAUUAGAGGCAAUAAGUUCCGCAAUAUUAGUUCUUGGAUUGAUCAUCCCUAAUUUUAUUCUUUCAAGUUUCUUUGUUGCUUACAAUUCUAAUGAUGUAUUGGAGCUUUACUGGCCAAGGAAUAUUCCACAGAUUAUUAUCCAAAGCAUUGAUAAUUGCAUUAAGGAAUUUCAAUUUAAAGCUACUGCAUUUGAAAAA